UAAAGACAGCAACCAAUUCGAUGCGAGAUUAAAUGCAAACGCAAGUCAUCCGAGAGUGACUUUGAAAAAAUGCAUCUCCUUUCGCCUUUACUCUUUAACAACAACGCGGCUGGAAAUUAUCAUGUGGCGCGAUUUAUAAAAGAUAUUGCGCGUUAAUCGCGCGAUUGCACACGAUGCAUUCUCCAUCUUCGGAAAAUUUUCAAUUUGCCCGACAUCCUUGUGACAUAUGAUCAUGGAAGAUUGGACGUACAGGGGUGAUACUCCUCGAGGAGAAAGCUACCGUUAUUAUCAGACCACAGAAUUUGUAUCGAGCCAUUAAGAAGCGACAGCGAUGAUUUAUGAAAAUCGACGGACACGCUAAUUGCCUGUCGAUAUAAUUUAUCAGAUGGUGUUUUUAUAUCCGCGCAGGCGCACAGGUUGUUGCUUUGUGCGCGAGGAAGCGGGCUGAAAUAAUUUCGUCAGUUGUAACGAAACAUGCGGCGGCUGUUUAAUCACGAUACGACAUAAUGAGGCAGAUUCGAUGCUUGUUCCUGAGGGUGGUCGGGGCAAUGGUGGUCGGCGCGGCUGUCUGCAGUCGUAUUCCCGGAUUGGCGAAAAGCCAACGCGAGCAGUGCAGAAAAGCGCCGCACGCCAUGCCAGCGGUGGGCGAGGGCGCCGCACUGGGUCUGCGCGAGUGCCGGCACCAGUUCCGACAUCACCGUUGGAACUGUUCCCACGUGUCCAACGAUCAGGUCUUCGGCCACGUGGUGGUAGUGGGUAGCAGGGAGGCGGCUUUCACGUACGCGAUAAGCUCGGCCGGUGUCACAUAUGCGGUUACCGCAGCUUGUAGCCGCGGCAAUAUCACCGCCUGCGGUUGCGAACCUGCUGUAAGGACGAGAAAAGAAUUACCGCCGAACGGCUGGGAGUGGGGUGGUUGCAGCGCCGACGUCACGUACGGGAUGAGGUUCGCGCGUAGGUUUCUGGACGCGAGAGAGAUCGAAGGAGACGCUCGGAGCUUGAUGAAUCUUCACAACAACAAAGCCGGAAGAAAGAUCGUUAAGGCUCAUCUGCAAACGGAGUGUAAAUGUCACGGUGUGUCCGGAUCGUGCACCGUGAGAACGUGUUGGCGAACGCUGCCGAGUUUUCGCCAGAUCGGCGAUGCGCUCAUGAAGAAGUACUACAGGGCUAGACCUGUCAUCGCCGUUACACCGCCACCUCCGUCCACGGAUCAGACGUUGGACGCGAUGUCGCAUUCCGUGUCGCCGGAAAUGGUACCAAUAUUGGGCAACGACGCCAAGACUCAAGGCAAGCCGAAUGAUUUCGUCAAAUCCCGGCACGAGUCCUCAUCGAAGAAGUCCAGCAAGUCGCGAAAGCCGCACUUGGUCCUGAAAAGAACGAAAGUUAGCGGUGGUCCGGGUAAAGGGCUGAAGAGGAUUCCGAAGAGGAGCGAGCUGGUCUAUUUGCAACCCUCGCCCAACUACUGCGAGCCGGAUUUGGCGCAGGGUAGUCUUGGCACACAGGGCAGAUAUUGCAAUCGUACUAGCAAAGGAACCGAUGGAUGUGAUUUAAUGUGCUGCGGUCGUGGUUACAACACGCACCAAUUCACGAGAACGUGGCAGUGCAGAUGCAAGUUUCACUGGUGCUGCCGCGUAUACUGCGAGACUUGCACCGAACGUACCGAGGAAUACACUUGCAAAUAACGCUAUUACCGACGUACGAUGUGUACAUAUCUACGAGAGAAUACAUCUUUACCGAUGAAUAAAGUCUAUCUUCGAGAGAGCGGGAGAAACGACACGCGAGAAAUAUGUCGAUCUCAUAUAUAUAUAUAUAUGUCAUUAUAUAAAAACGAAGCCAUAUAACCGAAAAAUACAUAUAUAAUAAUUAUGUAUCGAAUAAUGUUUUUAUUGUUUGAUUCGAUCGGGAUUGAUUUUGUCAAACCCUUAGCAGAAUUCCGGGCCCGUAAUUAUUAAAAUUUUAGACAAAAAAAAUAAAACUUAAUCUCAAUAAUUUAGAUAUCGAAUUCUCACAUCCUAUAGAGUUUCAUACCCAUUUGUUAUUUUCUAUUUGUGCCGUUUAUAUUUAUAUAUAUUUUAGGCCUCGAUGCUUCGUAUAUAUUGACACGAUCACGCUAUAGUAAAUAAAUAUAUUUAACACUAUAUUCGCUGUACAUCGAUAUGCGGAUACGAUUCAACAAGGAUACAUAGUUUAUAAGUAGUUUACGAAUAUGUUCUUUUAAAAUUGUAGCGUAAAAGUAAUAGAUAAUUGUUCUCUCUGAAUCAAUAUUAAAACGCAAAUCUCCUUCCUCUCCCCCUCACAGUAUCUUUAUAAGCUUUCAAAAUAUAUACUUUAUAUAGGAAUAUAUUUCGUAAAUUAUUAUUUAUUAAAAUCACACACACGAUAUAUAAAUUAUAUUCGUGUAAGUAAUAUGUUUGUCUGUUCGCUGGUAAAUAAAGUAUAUAAGCGUUUUCACGUCCAUGUAUCGCGUGAUAUUAUCUUUUUUUUUUACCUGUUUACCUAAUGUUUCUCGCUCGACGAAUGUUGUUUAUUUUGUUAACAGAUUAUUAUAGCUCUUUCAUUUAAAAAAAUAUACUCAGUGUGUAUCGAUGCUGUGUGCAAAGUCACUGGAAAUUAUGCUUCCAAACAAAAGGAGAUACGAAUCUUGUAGAGUCGUUCCUCGUGAAGUCGUCUCUGUUCGCUGAGCGCAGAAUGCAUUCUGGUGUUGUUACGCAAGAGUCAUUAUCGGCAAAUCUGACCGUUGAUGCCGCUGUCCAAGUCCCAACGAAUCCAUCCGUCGACGCUGCUGUCCAGAUCC
Molecule: messenger RNA, 2791 nt
Organism: Formica exsecta
Lineage: Eukaryota; Metazoa; Arthropoda; Insecta; Hymenoptera; Formicidae
Gene: Wnt2
Product: protein Wnt-7b
Exons: 9
Coding region: 507-1679 (390 amino acids)
Biological process (GO): positive regulation of JNK cascade; canonical Wnt signaling pathway; neuron differentiation
Cellular component (GO): extracellular region
Molecular function (GO): frizzled binding; cytokine activity
Source: RefSeq, a predicted model, not a curated record